GGGUGUUCAAUGGGUAGCUAAUUCAAAAUGAGAUCUUUAAUUCUAUUCCUCGCCUCCUUCGUGACUAUUACGCGGGCUUUAUCCGAUAAUGGCAACGCGCCACUAUACAAGGAUUCGUCGGCUCCGGUCGAGGAUAGAGUAGCUGAUCUAUUAUCGCGGAUGACAAUCGAAGAAAAGACAGCUCAAUUAGUUCAAGGAGACUUGAGAAACUGGUUCGAUAUCAAAAAUGGAAAUGUCAACCAGACUGGCCUUGAAUGGAACAUGAAAUCUCGGGCUGGCUCGUUCUAUGUCGGCCUCGCCAUGCCCUGGGAGACGCUUAGCGAUGGCGUCAAAAUUGGACAGGACUAUCUGAUGCAGAACACGACGCUCGGGAUACCGGCUUGGGUUCAGUCCGAGGGCAUACACGGUUUCUUAAUUCCGAACGCCACCAUCUUUAAUUCGCCAAUCGCCCAUGCCUGUUCUUUUAAUCCAUCUCUGGUGGAGAAGAUGGCACAAGCCAUCGCCCAGGAAGCUCGUGCCCUAGGCGUCAACCAGAUUUUCGGGCCUCUCGCUGAUUUAGCUCGCGAAUUGCGGUUCGGCCGUGUGGAGGAAACAUUUGGAGAAGAUGGCUAUCUAACAGGAGAACUAGCCCAUGCCUACGUGAAAGGCCUCCAGUCAGGCAAUGUCUCGGCUAUGGUGAAGCAUUUUGCCGCAUUUGCGACACCUGAACAAGGUCUGAAUACCGGCCCCGUACACGGAGGAGAGCGAGAAUUACGAACUACAUAUCUUCCCCCCUUUAAGCGAGCGAUUAUCGACGGUGGCGCAUUUUCUAUAAUGUCGGCAUAUCAUAGCUAUGAUGGAGUUCCCGCCGUUGCCGAUAAACACACCAUGACCGAUAUAUUAAGGGGAGAAUGGGGUUAUAAGUAUUUCGUAAUGAGCGAUGCGGGAGCGACAGAUCGACUAUGCAAGAACUUCAAGAUGUGCAAAUCUAACCCUAUCGACUCUGAAGUUAUAGUAAACUUGGCGCUUCCCGCCGGAAACGACGUUGAAAUGGGCGGUGGAUCUUUCAACUUCGAGAAAAUCCCUGAAAUGGUCGAGUCCGGAAAGCUCUCAAUCGACAUCGUAGACCAAGCCGUCUCGAGACAAUUGCGCGCGAAAUUCGAAAUCGGUUUAUUCGAAAACCCCUUCACCGGCGUCGCGGCAGAAGACCAGGCCAAGUACAUCCACACACCAGAGACGAUCGAGCUCGCGAGACAACUAGACACAGAAUCCAUCGUCUUGCUCGAAAACCGCAAUAACAUCCUGCCCCUUAAAAAGGAUGCCAAUAUUGCUGUAAUCGGGCCCAUGGCCCAUGGCUACAUGAACUACGGCGACUACAUCCCGCACCCCGCGCAAACCUUCGGCACCACCCCCCUGGACGGGAUAACCGCCGCCAGCAGCGGCAAAGUGACCUACGCGCAAGGCUGCACGCGGUGGUCGACCUCGCAAUCCGACUUCCCAACCGCGAUCACCACCGCGCAAGAAGCCGACAUCGCAAUCGUGGUCGUCGGAACCUGGACGCGCGACCAAGACGAGCUCUGGGCCGGCCUAAACGCCACCACAGGCGAACACGUCGACAUCUCCUCUCUCGCCCUCGUCGGCGCGCAAGCGCCCCUCGUCAAAGCCAUAAUCGCAACCGGCACACCCACCAUCGUCGUAUAUUCCUCCGGCAAGCCCGUGACGGAGCCCUGGAUCUCGAGCUCCGCAGCAGCGGUGAUACAGCAGUUCUACGGGUCAGAGCAGGGCGGCAACGCGCUAGCCGACGUGCUUUUCGGGGACGCGAAUCCGUCUGGGAAGCUGAGUGUUUCUAUUCCGCGAGAUGUGGGGACUACGCCUGUUUAUUACGAUUACCUGAACUCGGGGCGCACGGGUGGGGGUUCGGAUGCGGGGGCGGUGGAUGAGGAUGGGACGAUGGUGUUUGGACAUGCGUAUGUGCUGGAUAGCCCGAUGCCGUUGUAUGAGUUUGGGUUUGGGAAGUCGUAUAGCACGUUUCGGUAUGCGGGUGUGAGGCUUGAUAGGAGGGAGGUUGGGUCGGGGGAUGUGGUGAGGGUGGAGGUUGAUGUGACGAAUGAGUCGGAGAGGGAUGGCGCGGAGGUGGUGCAGGUUUAUGUUGAGGAUGUGGUGGCUAGUGUUGUUGUGCCGAAUAAGCAAUUACGCGGGUUUUCGAAGGUGUUUGUGAAGGCGGGCGCCACGGAGACGGUGAGUGUCGAUAUCAAUGUCGCUGAUUUGGGGCUCUGGGAUAUAAAUAUGAAGUACGUCGUCGAACCUGGCGAUUUUGUUAUUCAUGUUGGGAGCUCGAGUAAGGAUAUUAGAGGAAAUGCUACACUUACUGUUGUUUGAUAGGCACGUACAUACACAAAUGACAUAGUACCUAAAGGUACGUGAAUAUAUACA
This is a messenger RNA of Annulohypoxylon maeteangense, 2412 nucleotides long. RefSeq names its product glycoside hydrolase family 3 protein. Gene Ontology annotation, biological process: glucan catabolic process. The transcript is spliced from 6 exons. The coding region runs from base 28 to 2358 and encodes 776 amino acids. NCBI's taxonomy places the organism in Eukaryota, Fungi, Ascomycota, Sordariomycetes, Xylariales, Hypoxylaceae. Gene Ontology annotation, molecular function: beta-glucosidase activity. The record is from RefSeq and is a predicted model, not a curated record.